AUGGUUGGUUACACUCAGAGGUUGGAGAAGCUAGGCUUUCCAAUUGGCCAAGAGUUGGCUACUGAUUUCAUUCUCUCGUCUCUUCCGCCUAGUUAUGGAAACUUCAUCUCGAACUACCAUAUGCAUGGGGCGGAGAAGGGCUUGAAUGAGUUGUGUGGCAUGCUAAAAACAGCAAAAGCUAACAUCAAGAAAAGUGCAGGCAAUAGCCAAGUGUUGGUUUUCCAAAACAAGCCUAACUUUAAGAGAAAGAAGGGCAACGCUUGGAAGAAGAAAAAGGGCAAGGCUAAGGAUGAGAUCCAUAAGCCAAACCCACCUGCGCCCAAGGCUGGCCCAGAUGCUGACGCUGAGUGCUUUCUCUGUAAUGGGAAAGGUCACUGGAAGAGAAACUGCAAGUUGUACUUGGCGUCCUUGAAGAAGGAUGGCGGUGGUAAAGGGAAUGAUAAGAAGUAG
This is a messenger RNA of Sorghum bicolor (sorghum), 450 nucleotides long. RefSeq lists its product as uncharacterized. Gene Ontology annotation, molecular function: zinc ion binding; nucleic acid binding. The record is from RefSeq and is a predicted model, not a curated record. Bases 1 to 450 code for a protein of 149 amino acids. The transcript has 2 exons. Lineage: Eukaryota; Viridiplantae; Streptophyta; Magnoliopsida; Poales; Poaceae.